Drosophila nasuta is the source of this 3303-nucleotide messenger RNA. RefSeq names its product protein artichoke-like. The record is from RefSeq and is a predicted model, not a curated record. Bases 334 to 3183 code for a protein of 949 amino acids. The transcript is spliced from 6 exons. Gene Ontology annotation, molecular function: protein binding. Lineage: Eukaryota; Metazoa; Arthropoda; Insecta; Diptera; Drosophilidae. Gene Ontology annotation, cellular component: plasma membrane.
CGUCGAAAUGUUGUCGCUCUUCAAUUCGUUAAUUGUUUGCCUCAUCUGCUGUGUUGUCAUUGUUGCCACACAAAAUUGUGAGAUAGGAGGAAACUGGAGCACCCAUUUAAAAUGCGAGGAAGUAAGAAGUCUCCAGGAAAUAACAAGAGGUAAAAUUUUAUCCUCAAUGCGCCUACGAAGGAUCAUCAUCAAUAACAAGGACACAGAGCUAAUAAUUGGGAGCAGCCAACUUUACUCUUCCCACUUUGGUGGGUAUCGAUCUGCAUGUGCCACGCUUAGAACUCCGCAAUGGCGCCUUUGCCAAUCUCCCUGGUCUGUGGUGGAUCAAUAUGAAUGACUGUGGCUUGGAACAACUGGAGAAGUCAUAUUUUCCCAUUCAUCCGGAGAUCCACGCGAUCGAAGUCAACCACAAUAAGCUCAAAUUUAUCUCAAAAGAUUUUUUUUGAGAAUCUGUUCAAUUUGGUUAUUGUUCAUUUCGAACAUAAUGCUCUGACUCAUCUGGAGUUGCCGCACAUGACUUAUCUGAGAGAACUUUACCUUGGACAUAAUAAAUUGGCUGAUUUCACCUUUAGUGAUUGUCCACGCUUGGAACUACUCUACCUCAACGACAAUCAACUCACACAGCUGGAUUCCACUUCUUUCCAACAAUUACCCGAAUUAUUGGAGCUGCAGCUGAGUGGAAAUUUGAUAACUGAGAUUGGCGCGGAUACCUUCCAGUCACUGAUAAAACUUCGCACUCUAAAUCUCUCGAGGAAUGCAUUGACUUCACUUCCGGCAGAUGUUUUUGGCUCAUCUGUACAGCAAUUCGCACUGCAACAAUUGGAUCUCUCUCACAAUAACAUUAAUGUGCUCUUCGAAAACCAAUUCGAAUUGUUGGCUGGACUUCAGAUGCUGAAUUUAUCUGGCAAUAAUAUUGCCGUUUUGAAGAGUGCUCACUUUGCAGGUCUUACUUCGUUACGCCAUUUGCAUUUGCAGUCAAACGAUAAAAUGGAGCUAAAAGGACACACCUUUGCAACACUCAAGCAACUGGAGACGCUCGACUUGUCCCACAUUGGUCUCGAUAUUCUGGAUCCGCAUCUCUUCGGCUACAAUCAGGAGGGCACAGAAAGUAUCUACGAUUACUUGCCAAUGGCUCACAUGCGUAAGCUUAAUCUAAGUAGCAAUAAUCUCCAACAUCUGCACCCUAGAGCCUUUGCUAAGUUAUCCUCUUUGGAAGAGCUCUAUCUGAGCAACAAUGCAUUGCGUGUGCUUCCUGAGGGCCUGUUUGUUCCUAUACAAAAUCUGAAGAAGCUGGACGUGAGUUACAAUCAAUUUGCGGAGAUAAGCAGCGAUGUUAUAAACAGCCUGAACAACAUCACCGAUCUGCAUAUUGACAACAAUCGGCUAACUUUUCUGCCCAAUCUGAAUGGAAAGCUGCGAAAUGUGAAAGUGUUCAGAGUGAGCUUGAGUUUCGGCGAACAACCAGAUGAGGUGCUGCAAUGGGAAGUGAGCAGUCUACAGGAAAUAGCUAGAAUUGAAUCUUUAUCCUCAAUACCACUACUAACUAUCAUCAUCAAUAACACGGACACAGAGCUAAUCAUUGAAGCAGCCAACUUUACUCUUCCCAAUUUGGUGGGUAUCGAUCUGCAUGUGCCACGCUUAGAACUCCGCAAUGGCGCCUUUGCCAAUCUCCCUGGUCUGUGGUGGAUCAAUAUGAAUGACUGUGGCUUGGAACAACUGGAGAAGUCAUAUUUUACCAUUCAUCCGGAGAUCCACGCGAUCGAAUCAAACGAUAAAAUGGAGCUAAAAGGACACACCUUUGCAACACUCAAGCAACUGGAGACGCUCGACUUGUCCCACAUUGGUCUCGAUAUUCUGGAUCCGCAUCUCUUCGGCUACAAUCAGGAGGGCACAGAAAGUAUCUACGAUUACUUGCCAAUGGCUCACAUGCGUAAGCUUAAUCUAAGUAGCAAUAAUCUCCAACAUCUGCACCCUAGAGCCUUUGCUAAGUUAUCCUCUUUGGAAGAGCUCUAUCUGAGCAACAAUGCAUUGCGUGUGCUUCCUGAGGGCCUGUUUGUUCCUAUACAAAAUCUGAAGAAGCUGGACGUGAGUUACAAUCAAUUUGCGGAGAUAAGCAGCGAUGUUAUAAACAGCCUGAACAACAUCACCGAUCUGCAUAUUGACAACAAUCGGCUAACUUUUCUGCCCAAUCUGAAUGGAAAGCUGCGAAAUGUGAAAGUGUUCAGAGAAGUGAGCAGUCUACAGGAAAUAGCUAGAAUUGAAUCUUUAUCCUCAAUACCACUACUAACUAUCAUCAUCAAUAACACGGACACAGAGCUAAUCAUUGAAGCAGCCAACUUUACUCUUCCCAAUUUGGUGGGUAUCGAUCUGCAUGUGCCACGCUUAGAACUCCGCAAUGGCGCCUUUGCCAAUCUCCCUGGUCUGUGGUGGAUCAAUAUGAAUGACUGUGGCUUGGAACAACUGGAGAAGUCAUAUUUUACCAUUCAUCCGGAGAUCCACGCGAUCGAAGUCAGCCACAAUAAGCUCAAAUUUAUCUCAAAAGAUUUUUUCGAGAAUCUGAUCCAUUUGGUUAUGGUUCAUUUGGAUCAUAAUUCUCUGACUUAUCUGGAGUUGCCGCACAUGAAAAGUCUGAGAGAACUUUACCUUGGACAUAAUAAAUUGGCCGAUUUCACCUUUAGUUAUUGUCGACGCUUGGAACUACUCUACCUCAACGACAAUCAACUCACUCACCUGGAUUCCACUUCUUUCCAACAAUUACACGAAGUAUUGGAACUGCAGCUGAGUGGAAAUUUGAUUACUGAGAUUGGCGCGGAUACCUUCCAGUCACUGAUAAGACUGCGCACUCUAAAUCUCUCGAGGAAUGCAUUGACUUCACUUCCGGCAGAUGUUUUUGGCUCAUCUGAACAGCAAUUCGCACUGCAACAAUUGGAUCUCUCUCACAACAACAUUAAUGUGCUCUUCGAAAACCAAUUCGAAUUGUUGGGUGGACUCCAGUUGCUGGAUUUAUCCGGCAAUAAAAUCGCCACUCUGAAGAGUGCUUACUUUUCAGGCCUGCAUUUGCAGAAGCUGAAUGUGGAUCACAAUCUAUUUCCGGAGAUAACCAGCGAUGUUCUGGAGAGUCUAAACAACAUCACAGAUCUGCUUAUUAACAACAAUCAAACUUUUCUGCACAAAUUGAAUUAGACGAUUCCCCAUUUGAGGGAUGAUCGACGUAACGAAGCUAAGGAAGAGCUUAAGUUUUCAGAUGAGGUCGUCUAAUGAUUACAUUAUUAAUAUGGUUUCCACUAAAAUAUAAACUUAGAA